This is a messenger RNA of Neoarthrinium moseri, 1293 nucleotides long. RefSeq lists its product as uncharacterized. The record is from RefSeq and is a predicted model, not a curated record. The transcript has a single exon. The coding region runs from base 1 to 1293 and encodes 430 amino acids. NCBI's taxonomy places the organism in Eukaryota, Fungi, Ascomycota, Sordariomycetes, Amphisphaeriales, Apiosporaceae. Gene Ontology annotation, molecular function: acyltransferase activity, transferring groups other than amino-acyl groups.
AUGGCUGCUGUUACUUUGAGUAAUCUCCCCCGGGUGAGAGUCGAUACAACACUUCCCGUAGUAGAUAAACUUACCAAAGCUAUCUAUGAUGAUCAAAAGCGAACUGUACGACUGCUUCAACCUUCGGAUUUCGUCGAAUGCUCUGCUCUCCUGCAAGAUAGGACGACUUCUGUGGGCCACUUCAGCCCAGACAUCUAUCGCGAUGACACCCCAGAGGGACGAAAACACUUCGAGCAAGCAUUAAAUGAUCCGGAUAGUCUGCACUAUGGGCUAUUCGUUAUACAGAGUGGGGACCAAAGUCUUCUUGAAGGGGUGGGCGGAGUGGUUGUGACUACAUCGUCAUGGCCUUCAUACUAUUACACGAUUAGAAAGAUCGAAGACGACGACACUAAAGAGUUUCAUAACAAUUGGGAAAUUUUCUUUCAUGGAGUGUAUAGACAUUGGUGGGAACUUCCUCGUAAAGAGGCCAAGCUUGAAGUUUUCGGUUUCUCUGUUCCGAAAGAUCCUAUCGGCGUACUGAAGCCCCUCGAGUGUCUUUGCACCACGGUCAAACAGGGGGAUUACCAAAACGAGAAACGCAUACAAAGAAGUGACUUUGCAAAAUGCAAGACUUUACCCGACGGCGACGUCUAUUGGAGAUUUACUCGCCCGAUCUCCGUUUCCACAACUGUUCCAGAUUUGCAGAAUCUCCGGAUGUCUUUUCAGCCUUUUACCACUGAGAAGUAUGGGCUAAUUCUCCGGUUGCUUAAUUUGUCGGAUACCGAAGCGCUUCAUCGGCUACGGAGCGAAGAACAACCUAUGAAUGACUUUGGAACUGGGCCAGACGUGAAUAUGGAGGCAACUCAAAGGCACAUGAAUACUGUUCUACAGAACGAAAGCAACAAUAAUAGAUUGGAGCUUGGCAUUUUCUUAGAGAGGAAUGGCGAAGAGGGAGAGCUGAUCGGUUGCAUAGGGACAGACUUGUGGGAGACUGAUUGGCCCUCGAUAUUUUUUGUCUUAAAAGGGGAGCACCAACGCCAUAAGUACGGAAGGGACUUCAUCAAGGCAUAUACAACGUUCUGGUGGAACUUAAAACGCAAGGAGGUAGAGAUCCCAGGGAUCAGGGCCACGACAAUUGACUAUGACGUUGCGCCCAACUUCAAAGCCGCAGUGAAGGCAACAGAACUUCUAUGCGCUGUAGUUGACAAGAAUAAUGUGGCUAGUGAGGGUUUACUGAAGGCUGGUGGAUUUGAGAACAACGGGGAUUUCACUGACACAGAGACAUAUUGGCGAUUGAAAAAACCUGACGCGUAA